AGAUUAUGAAAUAAGAAAGUGUUACUUACACAAAAGAUGGAUUAGAUGCAUUAACUUUUACAGCUGAAGGAGACAUAAGAUAAGCAAUCAAUAAUUUAUAAGCACCACAUACAGGUUUUGGAUUAGUUAAUAGAGAAAAUGUAUUCAAAGUUUUUGAUGUACCUAAUGUUGAUGAUUUGAAGAAGAUUUUCUUCAUAUGUUGAAAGG
Messenger RNA from Paramecium primaurelia, 207 nucleotides. The record is from the annotation of a GenBank genome assembly. Lineage: Eukaryota; Ciliophora; Oligohymenophorea; Peniculida; Parameciidae.